AUGACGCUUGCAGGAAGAGGAAAGGGAGGAAAAGGACUAGGAAAAGGAUCCGCCAAGAGACACAGACGCGCAACACAGCAGACCAUGGGAAUCUCCAAGCCAGCAAUAAGAAGGCUCGCAAGAAGAGGAGGAGUCAAGAGAGUCAGCGCAGGCGUGUACAGCGAGAUCAACAACAUGGCCAAGACAUACUUGGAGGGAAUCAUCAGAUGUGCUGUAACAUACUGCAACCACGGAAAGAGAAAGACCGUCUCGUGCCAGGAUGUGCUGUACUCGCUGAAGAAACAGGGAGUCACCCUUAUUGGAUUCGGAUCCACCAGAUAA
Molecule: messenger RNA, 321 nt
Organism: Nematocida minor
Lineage: Eukaryota; Fungi; Microsporidia
Product: histone H4
Exons: 1
Coding region: 1-321 (106 amino acids)
Biological process (GO): nucleosome assembly
Molecular function (GO): DNA binding; protein heterodimerization activity; structural constituent of chromatin
Source: RefSeq, a predicted model, not a curated record